Molecule: messenger RNA, 429 nt
Organism: Acaulospora morrowiae
Lineage: Eukaryota; Fungi; Glomeromycota; Glomeromycetes; Diversisporales; Acaulosporaceae
Source: the annotation of a GenBank genome assembly
AUGUCAAUCUCUCAAGUGUUAUCACCAAAGCCCAUUACUGGAACUAUUACAAUACGACAUCCAAGAACCAAAAAUCAUCCACACUUAUGCACUAUUUGUAAAGUUAAACAUUAUUCAACCAUACGUGACCUUACUCAACAUAAAAAUGCUAUUCAUAAAGAUUACAACAUAUUUCGAUCCGGAAGACAACUAAUUAAGUUUCCCUGUAUGGAAAGUCAAUUUGUCAGUGUUUUUGGAAGAUAUAUAAUGUGUUUUUUUCCAGCAAAAGGUACCUAUUCUUGUGUAUUCAAAGGUGAAAAUGCAGAUGACAUGUUGUCUGAGAUUCUUGGAAACCAACAAUGGGACACGAGAUAUUAUAAAGCCAGACAAUGUGCUUAUGUUGUCUUGUACAUGGAAGGUUGGGAUCAACAACAAUUGACUUCAACAUGA